AUGGACGAGGCGUUCCGCUGCGGAACGCCUCUUGCGGACUACUGCGGACCUGCCCUCGUGGCAGGUCCGCGUCAAAUUUUUUGGCCCGCAUCAAAUUUUAAUUUAUCUUUCCACGUCAGUUUUUUCCCCAACCCUAAUUCCUCCUUCGUCAACUUUUUUUCCGCUUCCUCCUUCGUCGCAACGCAGCCGCCGAAGAAACCUCCUUCCUCCUUCGUCGAAGAGUCCUCCUUCCUCCUUUGUCGCGACACACCCACCGCGAGGAAAACCCACAGGCGUCUUCCCUUGUCGUGCCCCCUGCGAUUCCUCACCGCCGAGCCCGAAGCUAGGGUUCCGCCCCUUCCUCCUUCGUCGCCACGCAAACGCCAAAGAGGACAACCCACAGGCGCCUUCCUCCUUCGUUGCGGAACAGCUGGGGUUUCUUAUCGGCAAGCUGAAGCUAGGGUUUUUCCGCACCUCACACCCCUUCAUUUGUCCUCCUCGAUGGCUCUUUUUUGGAAGAUUGCAGUUGCUUUGCCCGGGGUGGAAAACCUUUCUUCAGAAGCUGCCUUUUGGAAGAAUGCUUGUGAGAGAGUUUAAUCUGUGCAAGGUGGCAUAGUGCUUGUGAGAGUUUAUUAUGUUUUAACAUCUUCAGAAGCUGUGAUUGAAACAGAUACUAUAAGCUGUGAUUGAAACGGAUACUAUAAGCUGUGAUUGAAACGGCUACUGG
Molecule: messenger RNA, 706 nt
Organism: Zingiber officinale
Lineage: Eukaryota; Viridiplantae; Streptophyta; Magnoliopsida; Zingiberales; Zingiberaceae
Exons: 3
Coding region: 1-576 (191 amino acids)
Source: RefSeq, a predicted model, not a curated record